AUGCAGCCUCCUGCAGGUGCCUUGCAAGGAACUCCCCAAGUAACCUUCUCCACCGCGUGCAAGUCGGACCUCAGUCGCCACAUGAAACAGCACACCGAGUACUCACUGUUCGCCUGCCCUCACUGCGACUACAGGACGCGGCGGAGCAACGACCUCAAAAAGCACCUCAGGAUCCAUACGGGGGAGAAGCCCUACUGCUGCUCCUUCUGUGGCUACCGAACCAAUACUACAAUACCCUGGGUCAACCCUGCAAAAUGGCUCAGUGAUGCUCGCGGAAAUAGAGACGAGGAUGCAGGCCGGCUGAGUGGAAUGAAUGAAGAUCUCAGGGUCGGUGUGCGACAGCACGAUAUGGCAUCCAAAGUCCCUUCUUCCUGUCAUAAACCCAGAUUCCCCCACAAUGACCUUUAUCUCAUCUAA
This is a messenger RNA of Penaeus monodon (black tiger shrimp), 417 nucleotides long. Its product is annotated as zinc finger protein 771-like. Bases 1 to 417 code for a protein of 138 amino acids. Gene Ontology annotation, cellular component: nucleus. The transcript has 4 exons. Gene Ontology annotation, molecular function: RNA polymerase II transcription regulatory region sequence-specific DNA binding; DNA-binding transcription factor activity, RNA polymerase II-specific. NCBI's taxonomy places the organism in Eukaryota, Metazoa, Arthropoda, Malacostraca, Decapoda, Penaeidae. The record is from RefSeq and is a predicted model, not a curated record. Gene Ontology annotation, biological process: regulation of transcription by RNA polymerase II.